Messenger RNA from Lepisosteus oculatus (spotted gar), 3301 nucleotides. Its product is annotated as guanylate cyclase soluble subunit beta-2-like. Gene Ontology annotation, biological process: response to oxygen levels; cGMP biosynthetic process. Gene Ontology annotation, molecular function: guanylate cyclase activity; heme binding. The record is from RefSeq and is a predicted model, not a curated record. Gene Ontology annotation, cellular component: guanylate cyclase complex, soluble. Lineage: Eukaryota; Metazoa; Chordata; Actinopteri; Semionotiformes; Lepisosteidae.
CGUACGUAUAGUAAGCAACGUUCUGGCGUAUUGCCUGAAUCCGGAGAGACCGGCGGAAAUCGCAGAUUGACAGAUCUGUGAUUUUCUUUCAAAAGACUGUUCUCACAAAUCCAUCAACACUUUUUACUCUGCGAGACUGUGGAGUACCGGAAUAGGAGCCUUAAUAUGUUAUUAUACAAAUCCAUCUAAAAUCGCUUUUGCGGGAAAAAAAAAACAGAAUCACCACAACAAAACAGUAUUUUGAGGAUAAAAAAUGUGCACUACUUUUUUCCGAGGUCUCCUUCAGUCAAAGGAAGGUUAAGGUAUAGUUUCUUGAAUUGGAUUUGUCAGUUUAUACUUGCAAUGUUACUAGUGUGAAGGAGAAAAACAAAACGAAUACCCAAGUCAUUCAUCUUUGGCAAACUGGAUGGAACUAAAUCACCGAUUGUCUUCUGGAGAUGUAUGGAUUUAUUAACACGUGUUUAAAAUCCUUGGUAAUUGACAAAUUCGGAGAAGAAACAUGGGAGAAGCUAAGGCAUGAAGCUGGGGUUCAGGAUACAUUUAUGACAUUUGAGGUGUACAAAGAUGACAUCACAAUGAGAUUAGUAGAAGAGGCCUGCAAACUCUUGGAUGUUGCACCCGAUGUUGUCCUGAAACAGUUUGGGGAGUAUUUCUUUGAGUUUUGCAAGCGAUCUGGCUAUGACCAUAUGCUCAGGACGCUAGGGGGCAACCUUUUUGACUUUAUCGAAAACCUGGAUGCACUACACAGCUACUUGUCCCUCUCUUAUCAGGAGAUGAAUGCUCCCUCAUUCAGAGUGGAGAAAAUCGAAGAUGGCACAAUGCACUUGCACUACUAUUCCGAUCGACGAGGGCUGUGUCACAUUGUUCCAGGCAUAAUUGGAGCUGUGGCAAAAGACUUUUUCAACAGCGAAAUCACAAUGGAAAUAGUGAAUCAAAUGGAAGAAGAGGAAAGGACGGGGAAGAAGGAACAUAUAGUUUUCCUUGUGACUCAAAAACCAGCCUUUACAAACAAGAGACGGAGCAAAUUAUCUGCUACUCCCCAAUACCUCGCAAACUCUCGCCGACAAAGUGAAAAGCAGUUGAACAAAGAGGAUAUUGAAAAAUCAAUGCACAGAAUCAGAAGCAAAGACAAUCAGACUGCAGCGUGUCCCAUGAAGAAAAACCACUGGGAAACCGUCAGAGGAAUUGUGAAGCUGGGCAAAGGCAAACUCUUGAGAGGAUUUGAGCCCGUUUAUCCAGAAACACUGUGCAUAGAUUUAAAAACAUUUUGUAAUGCUUUCCCCUUCCACAUUGUGUUUGACGAGGAGCUCAGGGUGAAACAGGCAGGAGUAAACAUUCAGAAGAUUGUUCCUGGACUUCAGACCAUGGGCAUUCAUCUUGACCAGUAUUUCACUAUCAUCCACCCAGAAGUGACUUUCACCAUAUCCAGUGUGAGGAAGUUCAUCAACAGCCAAUUUGUCCUGAGAACUAAAAGAGAUAUGAUGCCUGAAUCCUGGAGGAGGUGCCCAAUGUUAGAAUUACGAGGCCAGAUGGUGUGGAUGGACUCUUUGCAGAGCAUGUUGUACCUGGCCUCCCCACUCCUGCGGAGCCUACAGGAGCUGGAGGAGAGGCGGAUGCACAUCUCCGACAUCGCUCCCCACGACGUCACCAGAGACCUGAUCCUCCUCAACCAGCAGCGGCUCGCGGAGAUGGAGCUGUCCAACCAGCUGGAACGCAAGAAGGAGGAGCUGCGCAUCCUCUCCAAGCACCUGGAGGAGGAGAAGAAGAAGACGGAGACCCUCCUUUACGCCAUGCUGCCCAGGCAUGUUGCCAACCAGCUGAAGGAGGGAAAGAAAGUCGAGGCAGGCGAGUUUAAAGAGUGUACAGUACUCUUCAGUGAUGUUGUGACAUUCACAACCAUCUGCUCUGAGUGUGAACCAAUUCAAAUAGUCUUCAUGUUGAACUCCAUGUACCUCAAAUUUGACCGGUUAACCACUGUUCAUGAUGUCUACAAGGUGGAGACCAUUGGAGAUGCCUACAUGGUGGUUGGAGGGGUGCCCAUCCCAGUGUCUAGUCAUGCUGAACGCGUGGCCAAUUUUGCGCUGGGAAUGAUCAUCGCAGCCAGAGAAGUGACAAACCCAGUCACAGGGGAUCCUAUCCAAAUUCGGGUGGGCUUGCACACCGGGCCGGCGCUCGCCGGGGUGGUGGGUGAAAAAAUGCCUCGGUACUGCCUGUUUGGCGACACGGUGAACACAGCCUCACGGAUGGAAAGCCACGGUGUUCCCAACAGAAUCCACCUGAGCCCCAGUGCACAUCGGGCAUUGAAGGAUAAAGGUUUUAAAGUCAUUGACCGAGGGGAAAUUGAAGUGAAAGGUAAAGGGAAGAUGCACACCUACUUCCUGGCUGGAAACCUCACAGCCACCGACAGCGAGAUCAUGGGCCGACCAUUGAGGGAAUCGGACUCUGGCCGGGAAUCUGCCCACUCCUUCCAUGAGCUCACGCGGGAGGCUUUAAGAAGGCCGGGAACUCAAGGUAUACCGAGGCCUCUGAGCAAAGACCGUCGCCCCACUGUUGCCAUGAAGUACUCAGACAGCCCCGCAGAAGCUGAAGUUCAGCCUCCCACUAAAACGUUCCCGAAGAUUAAAAACCUGACAGGCAAAACACGUGACUCAGAAAGCUAUGGAAGUCUCCACAGCGACCAGCAGUCACGAGAUGACCCUUAUCAGCUUUCACUGGAGACAGCAGUGCCAGCAGCCACAGAACCAGGCACCAGCAGAUCUGCCAGCAAGCGAGUGAGAUCAAAUUUCUGUGUGCUGCUGUAGUCUGUAUGGAAAGUAGGUUUAUAAGCCUUGAGCUUUUCUUUCUAACACUGUGAAAAAAGGUUUACAAAACUUCCACUAAAAUCUCGAGCACUCCAAAGACUUCUCCUAUAGUUAAAAGAAGCAGCCGGAGUAAUUGUUAAUUGUGCAAUAGUGAGUGUUUUCUAGAUUUGGGAUAAAAACUAUUUGUAAUUUCCAGCCACAUAAAGAAAUUGUCUUCAAGCAUUAUUUUCAUGGAAAGACGAAUAACUUACUUGGUGAUUUUGAACUUUCAAAGUCCAAUUAGUCACAGCCCUGUGGGGAGAGUUGAAAAUGUUUCGAAGGAUGUCAAACUCCAAGAGGAGAGACUUUAUAUUUUGGGGAACUUUCUAAACUCAGCUACAGUAUACACAGAUUGGUGUAAAGGACUGUUAUAGCCCUGGGUCUGGAAAUUACCCUAAAGAAAAAACAAAUGCAAAAACGGAAGAAUAUUUUUUUCAAUUUUAUUCUUACUGUUGGAACAG